UUAAGAAUUGAUACUUGUUUCCUUGCAGUGUGACGUUGUCUAACGUUCCCGCAGCCGACAUCUCCAGCCCAAUAGAGGAAAACUGCUCUGGCGUUGAGGGGUUGAUCCAAUCUAUGGUCCAUUCAGCAUAUUUUGAAGGAGGUGAUGACACGUCCACAAGCCAUAGCCCAUUGACUGUGCCAUCAGAAGAGUCAACUUCGACCAGAAUAUUUGAGCAGUCAUCACAGCAUAGCUCUCAUGUGCCCACUCCGACAGCAGCUCCCAAAAAGAGGAAGCGCACUGGUGGGGACGACAUCAUUGACUGCAUAGAGGAAAACGUGGACUCCCUGAACAAAUGGAAAGGAGAACUGAGCAGCAAAGAUCACAUAUUUUAUUUUUGUAUGAUGUUGGCCGAACGCUUACUUAUUCUCUCUCGACCACGUGCUCUCCGGUUCAUGACAAAGGUGCAAAACUACCUUCUGGACGCCGAAAUGGAAGAUUGCGCAGAAAACUAAAUACAUGUACACAAAAGGAAGGACUGUUUACAUUUUCUAGGUAAUAUACGUGUGU
Molecule: messenger RNA, 549 nt
Organism: Ornithodoros turicata
Lineage: Eukaryota; Metazoa; Arthropoda; Arachnida; Ixodida; Argasidae
Exons: 6
Coding region: 114-494 (126 amino acids)
Source: RefSeq, a predicted model, not a curated record